Messenger RNA from Mus caroli (Ryukyu mouse), 754 nucleotides. It is a transcript of the gene CUNH11orf91, whose product is annotated as chromosome unknown C11orf91 homolog. The record is from RefSeq and is a predicted model, not a curated record. NCBI's taxonomy places the organism in Eukaryota, Metazoa, Chordata, Mammalia, Rodentia, Muridae.
CUUUGGCGCGCGUCUCCCGGCGCGGGGUUCCUCUCACGCAGCCUCCCAUUCAAAAGAUGCCGAAGGGGCGGCGCGGCAGCCAGAACCCCAAGAUGAGCCAGCGGCCGGCCCCGCCCCUCUACUUUCCGUCGCUCUAUGACCGGGGCAUCUCGUCGUCUCCGCUGAGCGACUUUAACAUCUGGAAGAAGCUCUUCGUGCCGCUGAAGGCAGGCGGGACGCCGGCGGCCGGGGUGGCAGGGGUAGCGGGGGUCCGAUCCCUGCCUCUGGCACCCCCAGCUACAGUGCCGCCGCCGCCGCCUGGCCUGGGUCCCCCCAGCGAGCGCCCGUGUCCUCCGCCCUGGCCGUCCGGCCUGGCUUCUAUUCCCUACGAGCCUCUGCGCUUCUUCUACUCGCCGCCUCCAGGCCCCGAGAUGGCAACUUCGGCCCUGGUCCCCGGCUCCACGACCCCCUGGCUCGCAUCUGCCUCCCACCCGGAGGAGCUGUGCGAGCUAGAGAUCCGGAUUAAGGAGCUGGAGCUGCUCACAAUCACUGGGGACGGCUUCGACUCCCAGCGCUAUAAAUUCCUGAAGGCGCUGAAAGAUGAAAAAUUACAAGGACUGAAGAUGAGCAGGCAACCUGGAAAGUCGGCCUCCUGCUCCUGAGGAGCUGCCCUCCCAAGCCCCCCGGAGCUGGGCAGCUGCCUCCUUAGGUGUUAGUGCUUAGAUAAUGUGUCCUAGUUGUUGUCAUUUCAAAGAUGGUUAUUUUCUGUUCUGUA